Alternaria rosae is the source of this 1444-nucleotide messenger RNA. Its product is annotated as beta-lactamase. The record is from RefSeq and is a predicted model, not a curated record. NCBI's taxonomy places the organism in Eukaryota, Fungi, Ascomycota, Dothideomycetes, Pleosporales, Pleosporaceae. Bases 82 to 1266 code for a protein of 394 amino acids. The transcript has a single exon.
GCGACUUCACAGCUGACAUCACCAUAAUACAACUACGUCACAAAAUACCAGCCAAGCCAACUCACUCCCCCUCUCAUCAUCAUGGUCAAAGUACAAGGGACCUGCGACCCGCGCUUCGCCAAAGUCAAAUCCGUAUUCCAAUCCUACCUCGACUCGGGAGAAGAGCUCGGCGCCUCCAUCUCCGUCAACCUCGACGGAAAAGAAGUCGUCGACCUCUGGGGCGGCUAUGCAGAUGAAGCUCGAACGCGGCCAUGGGAGAAAGACACCAUAACAUGCGUUUGGUCGUCUAGCAAGACUAUCUGCGCCCUGGCAGCUCUUGUGUGCAUCGACCGUGGUCUUCUGGAUCCGAAUGAGAAGGUGUGCAAAUACUGGCCCGAAUUCGCUGCGAAUGGGAAGGAAGGUGUGGAAGUUCGACACUUUCUUUCGCAUGCAAGUGGAGUGAGUGGUUGGGAGGAGGCCGUUACGAUUGAGGAUGUGUGCGAUGUUGAGAAAAGUACGAAGUUGCUGGAGCAGCAGGCGCCGUGGUGGGAACCUGGUACAGCGAGCGGCUACCACGGGCUCACAAUGGGCCAUCUGAUCGGCGAAUUAAUCCGUCGUGUAACCGGGAAGCCGAUGCAGCAAUUCAUUGCUGAGGAACUCGCUCGUCCACUCACGGCGGACUUCCAACUUGGUGUUCCGGAGAAAGAAUGGCACAGGGUCGCCGAUAUCAUUCCCCCACCACAAGCACAAGAGAAUAUGGAGGGCAUUGCCUUGGAUACAAAUAGCCUCAUGUUCAAGUCCAUGGGGAAAAACCCUGGCAUGGACGCUGACUGGGCCAAUCAACCAGUCUGGAGGGGUUCAGUCGUUGGUGCGGCAAACGGAUACAGCAAUGCCCGCGCUCUCGUUCGCCUCCUCUCCGUCAUCUCCUUGGAGAACCCUUCUUUCCUCUCUGCCAAAACUCUCGAUCGAAUCUUUUCGACUGAGCAAGAGGGCGAGAAGGAUCUCGUUAUUCCGAUGAAGGUCCGUCUGGGGCUGGGAUUUGGGUUGCCAGCUGAAGGUAGCAUAAUGGCUGAUCUGCCACCGGGACGGGCGGCGACCUGGGGCGGGUGGGGCGGAAGCCGGGUCAUCGCUGACGCGGACAGGAGGAUGACAUUCGGAUAUGUUAUGAACAAGAUGGAUGCAGCGGGAUUGGGGCAGACGAAUGAGAACGGCAAGGGUGGCAUGGGCAAUUCGAGGACGUCGGCGUAUAUUGCAACAGUUUAUGAGGCGUUGGGUAUCGUGGCUUGAGAGCGCAUCUCUCGAUCUACUUAUGGGACGACGGUGCCUUGGUUCUCGGAGCUUUGCCGCUGUUGCUGUUGAUUGACCACUUGUUUUGGCCAUUCCAUCCAUUCGGCCCAGUAGGAUCCUAGGCAGUCAUCUACUACACCUACGAUGCUCGUACCGCAACCUGCCGUCCACCAACCUG